Jatropha curcas is the source of this 2120-nucleotide messenger RNA. The record is from RefSeq and is a predicted model, not a curated record. Lineage: Eukaryota; Viridiplantae; Streptophyta; Magnoliopsida; Malpighiales; Euphorbiaceae.
AUGGUUCCGUGUAAGGCCCAUAGUGACCCCGUUCAAGGCAAUUUGGACGUCGAUACUGCAGUUCCGUACACUUUCAGCGAUUUUGUCUACUCACCGCAACAGGGGGAAGCGAGCAUCAAAUUGCCCAAAUUACCCUCAGAAUCAGCAGCUCACCAAAUCAUACCAAUUGGGCCAAAAACUGCACGCCAAGAAAAAUACAAAUUACUAUACUCCCUCCCUCCCUCCCAUAUAACACAUGACCUCCACGGCAUCACCUAUAACCGACCAUUCUGCAUUUCCUAUCAUCCUAACACCAUGAUCAAGCCCAGCACCAACCUCACAUCCCCUUUUUUCUCAGACGACCUUGCCGUCAACUUCAUAUCCCGGCGAGUCGUUUUCUUUUUCUUGCAAGAUAUUCAAAUUUUAGAACUUAUCCUUGCUAUUUUGGUGUUCAUUGCCAUACAUUCUCUAAGGCACAAGAAACGUUACGGCCUUCCAGUAUGGCCGGUUUUAGGUAUGCUACCGUCUUUGGUUUUUGGUCUUCGAAGUAACAUGUACGAGUGGAUUUCCGAUGUACUUUGCCAGCAAAAUGGAACUUUUAGAUUCAGAGGACCAUGGUUUAGCAGUCUCAAUUGUGUAGUGACUGCAGAUCCCAGAAAUAUUGAGCAUCUUCUCAAGACCAGAUUCACUUAUUUCCCUAAAGGCCAAUACUUCCGAGACACACUUCGUGAUCUACUCGGAGAUGGGAUAUUCAACGCGGAUGAUGAGACGUGGCAGAGACAAAGAAAGACGGCAAGCAUUGAGUUCCAUUCUGCUAAGUUCAGGAAACUAACUACGGAGUCAUUGAAUGAACUUGUCCAUUCUAGGCUCUUACCAGUCCUGGAAAAUGCAGCUAAUGACUUCAUAUCUAUUGAUCUACAGGAUAUUCUAUUGAGGCUCACUUUCGAUAAUGUCUGCAUGAUAGCCUUUGGUGUUGAUCCAGGUUGUUUGAGUUUGGGUUUGUCUCAAAUACCAUUUGCUAGAGCCUUUGAAGAUGCAACACAGGCCACAGUGCUGCGUUUUGUUACUCCAACAUGUAUAUGGAAAGCCAUGAGGUAUCUUGAUUUGGGAACCGAAAGGAAGCUAAGAGCAUCCAUAAAAGGAGUCGAUGAAUUUGCCCAACAAGUCAUAAGAACAAGAAAGAAAGAACUGUCUUUGCAAACUGAGUAUAUUAAUAAUGAGCAAAGAUCAGACCUCUUGACAGUGUUUAUGGGAUUGAAAGAUGAGAAUGAACAGCCAUUUUCGGACAAGUUCUUGAGGGAUAUUUGUGUAAAUUUCAUUCUUGCUGGCAGAGACACUUCUUCAGUGGCCUUGACUUGGUUUUUCUGGCUUCUUGAUCAACAUGAGCAAGUGGCGGAGAAAAUUCUUGCUGAAAUAUACAAGAUAAUUAUGGAGAGAGAACAUUUCAACCCCGAAACUCCAUUGGUGUUUACGCCAGAGGAGAUAAAGAAGAUGGAAUAUUUGCAAGCUGCUUUAUCUGAGGCCCUGAGGUUGUACCCGUCAGUGCCAGUCGAUCACAAGGAGAUAAUUGAAGACGACGUAUUCCCAGAUGGGACCGUCUUGAAGAAAGGAACAAAAGUGAUAUAUGCAAUAUAUACAAUGGGAAGAAUGGAGGCUAUAUGGGGAAAGGAUUGCAGGGAGUUCAAGCCGGAACGGUGGCUUAAAGAUGGGCGUUUCAUAAGCGAAUCUGCAUACAAAUUCACUGCUUUCAAUGGUGGCCCUCGCCUGUGUUUAGGGAAAGAUUUUGCUUACUAUCAAAUGAAAUUUGUUGCUGCCUCUAUCAUAUAUCGGUACCACGUGGAAGUAGUAAAAGAUCAUCCUGUGCUUCCAAAGCUUGCUUUGACUAUGUACAUGAAAAAUGGAUUGAAGGUGAAUCUAAGAAAACGGGAUCAUUAUAAGCUUCAUCAGACCUCUAAUUAGUCCUGAAGAUCAUAUAUUUGAUGCAACAAUCACACUCUAUACAUUGUCAAUAGUUGUGAUUUUUUUUUUUUUUAAGAUAUAAUUACAUUUGUAUCAUUGUUAUUAGCAUUACACACUAUACAUUCACUUUAUUGAUACUACACAUCAAUAAUAAUGGAUUUAAUAGCGGUUGUACUUGUUCA